Molecule: messenger RNA, 1272 nt
Organism: Pogoniulus pusillus (Red-fronted tinkerbird)
Lineage: Eukaryota; Metazoa; Chordata; Aves; Piciformes; Lybiidae
Gene: TMEM35B
Product: transmembrane protein 35B
Exons: 3
Coding region: 366-920 (184 amino acids)
Source: RefSeq, a predicted model, not a curated record
GCAGCCGCCUCCGCCGCCCCAGAGCAGCCUCCUCGGUGCCGGCAGAGAAGCUGUGCUGCAGCUGCCAGAUCCCGAGGAGCUGAUGGCAUCCGUGCCCGCAGCCCUGCCCGUGCCAGGGUCUUGGCAGCCCCUCGCACUGUGGCCGCCCGGAGCCGGUGACCCGCCGUGGGUGCUGACACGGGGCUCGACCCGCUCACGAAGCCCCAGCUGUGGGGGGGGUUCGAUUUUUGGCUGUUUUUCCGCAUUUUCUGCCCCCAGCUCUCGUUUGGUGCUGGGACGGCGCUGGCUAUGGCAGGGGAUCGCAGCCUUGGGGUAUGGGGAGGUGAAGCUGCAGAUCUAAGCAGCUCCCGCCCGGGCGGCGCCCCAUGGCUUUGGGGUGUCGGUGUCCCUGCCCCCGCUUCUGCUGCGGGGGCCGGGAGCGGGGCCAAGGCCAGGGCCGGGGCCCGGAUCCGAGCCGUGCUGAACCGACCCGCCCCCGGCCCCGCCCGCUCGUCCCCACCAUGGCGGCGGCGUUCAGGGUCCUGCGCGUCCUGCUCGGGCUCUUCUUCGUGCUGACCGGCGCCGUCAAGCUCACGGAGCAGCUCUCAGCCGACCUGUACCGGCACAUGCACUCGCAGUUCGUGCGCUACGCCGAGGUCUUUCCCCUGAAGGAUUUGGGGUUCACGCCGGAGCCAGGCCAGUACCUGGCCGUGGUGGGCUGGGUGGAGGUGGUGACUGGGCUGCUGCUGGCAUUCGGGCCCCAGCUCCUGCAGGAGAUCAGCAACUUCAUCCUCAGCGUCGUCAUGAUCGGUGCCAUCUACACGCUGCUGGUGCUGCGGGAGCCCCUGGCCAUGUGUGCCCCUGCCACCCUCUGCCUCGCCCUCCUGCUGCUCCUCAACAUCCGUGGGUAUGGGCCCCCUGCGAAGCCCAAGUUCGAGUGACAGGAGGCAGGGUGGGUGGCUCGGGUGGCUGGGUGGCAGGAUGAUUGGCUCAGCCAUCAGGAGGAGAUGCCCUGACAGAAUUUCCCAGGACAGCAUCGUAUCCUGUGAGGUAAUCUGGGACUGGGGCAAUGGUGUGUCCUCUCCUGCCACUGCCAGGGAUCCCCAUGCUGUGUGACCCAGGCUGGUGCUGUGAGGUUGGGGCUGCUGCACCACCCUGGCACUGCCACCAGUCUGGCAGCUCUGUUGCGAAACCCGCACAAGGUGAGCAGCUGUUCCCGGUGUUUGGCUGGGCUGGGCUGGCUCUGCUCUCCUGGUGGCUUUUGUAUUUUGGAAUAAAGCCUCUUGUUUUUCA